AUGCAGAAUUAUAACAAUUAUUACGUUGAAGGAACUCCUAAAUUAUUAAAAUUUGCACAUUUACAUUCUACUACACGUCGAAUAUUCAUUGUCACAAAAGAUUUGUUGGGCCCUUCAAAUCUUGAUCCACUUGAUCUUUCUUUACCUAAAACUGAAAUUUUAAGUAAUGAUGAAAUAGAAGUUGAAAAAAAAGGGUUUGUUAUGGACGAUGAGACAUUUCAUUUUGAAAAUGAGACCAAAACUAUUAAGGACAAUUCGUCAAAAAAUAUUUUUCAAAGCAAAACUAGUUGUGAUAAUAUUACAUUGCAAGACCUUAAUAAUUAUAGUACAGAAGGAUCUGGUGCUUUUAGUGAACGCAAUCAAAAUUCAUCAGGAAGCUAUUUUUCUCCUAUCAGUGAAUUAUACACGACUCCAACAGAGGAGAUCAACAUGUAUCCUAUUACACCACCACAUAAUAAUCAUUCACAUCUUGAAAAGUUACCGCCACAUUUAUAUAUGCCUCCAACAGUUAUUAAUGAUGAUAAUGAUAUAGCUGUGCAAAAUGAAAAACAAUCUUACAAAAACAAUAAUAAUAUUUCAACUUCAUCCAGUUCAACUUCAUCAUCUGAAAUUAUUGUUGAUCCAGAAAAUGAGAAUGAUUCAAAUGAAAUUAAUGAACAUUACGAUGAUGUUCAACCUUUACCAGAUGUUCAUAAUUUUGAUCCUCAAACCAUAAUAAAGGAGGGUUGUAUGCUAGUGAAGAUUGAAAGAACAAAUGGUUCAUUAACUUACAUUCAAGAGCCAAAAAAACAUUUAAAAAGCCAUACAGAAUGGAGAGAAUAUAUUCAAAAAAAACAUGUUGACAAAAUUCAACUUAACAACUUUACUAGAAUGUCACUUUAUUCAACUAUUGACUACACAAUAGCUAUUACACAAAAAUUAAAUGAUGGAACGAAAAUAUUUUAUCUAUGCCCCAAAACUUAUCCAAUUUGUAACGAGUGGUAUCAAGCACUUCAUAAUUUUCUUCCAAAGGGUUCUAAAAAAGAAAAACCGAAUGUAUGUGAAGUUGUAGUUCCUGAUUUUGUGGUUGAGAUAAGUAUUCCUUUAGAAGAUGAAGAAGGAAUGGUACAUUCUUUAACACCAAAAAAAAUAAUAAAAGCUGUAUUAGAUGAAUUGAAAGGCAUAGUUGAAUGGAAAGAUGUAUUGGAUGAAUGGUUAAGAAGCACCGAGUUAAAGUUAUGUUGGAAAAGAUAUGAUAGAUUAGAAUGGAUUUAUAAAGAAGAAAAUCAAUUUAAUAUAUUAACAUGCCCACAGUUUAUUGAAAGGGGUAAAACUAUUAGGUCAAAAAAAUUAUAUUUUUCCUCACAUAAUCAUCACUUAUUUUACAUGAUACCAUUUUCGACAAGUCAACCACAAGCACCCGUGAUGGAAUCAAAUGAAAGUAGUAGCAAUAAUACUCAACCACUUACUUAUGCUGUCACUCCUCAUCUUGAUGAAAAUUUUGAAAAUAGAGAUUUACUUAUUGAAGAAGAUAUGAAAAGACGAAUCAAACAAAUAGUUUGUGGCAAAGGAUUUAUUGAUUUGAUGGAAGUUGUUGAAGCAAAUGAAGAAAGUAAUAAUAUUUCGCCACCACCAAAAGAAACUGAUGAUUAUUAUGAAAGUGAAGGUUCACCUUUUGAAUUAAUAUUAAAGAAUGGAAGAUCUAUAAAGUUAAAAACAUAUUCUAAUUGGACUCGAGAUGAAUGGAUGAAACGGCUUGAUGCUCUUAUUAUUUAUUGGAAGGCAAGAAUGUCAUCUGAUAUACAAGCACGAGCUAACACAUUAAAAGAAAGUCAAGGCAAAAAUCCAGGGUGUGAUGAUAAUAGAGGUUUUUUUGAUGAUAAUCUUCAACAUAACUGGGAAUUAUUUAAUCAAUAUAUUGAUCCAAGUCACCUAAUAUAUUAUAAAUUUUAUACUUAUUCAACUUCUGGGAAAUGUGUUCGAAGUAGUUAUCAUAAAAUUGCAGGUGUUAUACAUUUAGAAGAUUGUUAUAUUUAUUCUGGUGAGAUUACAGAAAAUGAUCUGUUGUAUUCAAGUUUAGUAAGAUAUGAUAAUACUGCUACAGUUGAUGUGUUGCCAAGAAUAUAUUCAGAUGGAAUGUGUUGUUAUGAUGAUGAUAAAGAAUGUACAUUUGUAAUUUGGGAAGGAGAAAAAAGAUAUUAUUUUAGCAAAAAUGGAAAAUUCAUAUCUUUAAAAAAGAAAAAAAUGCUUGAUACAGGAAAAACAUGGGUUUUUAGAGCAAGAAGUAGACUUGAAUGCGAGGAAUGGGUUUGGGCAUUUAAGGUUGAAAUUGAAAGAUGUUGGAAUGAACAAUUUAGUUGUACUUUAAUAAUCACUAAAGAGGUUUAUCCAGAUUCAAAAAGUAAAUGA
Messenger RNA from Entrophospora candida, 2388 nucleotides. The record is from the annotation of a GenBank genome assembly. NCBI's taxonomy places the organism in Eukaryota, Fungi, Glomeromycota, Glomeromycetes, Entrophosporales, Entrophosporaceae.